Nothobranchius furzeri (turquoise killifish) is the source of this 2253-nucleotide messenger RNA. It is a transcript of the gene pltp, whose product is annotated as phospholipid transfer protein. The record is from RefSeq and is a predicted model, not a curated record. Lineage: Eukaryota; Metazoa; Chordata; Actinopteri; Cyprinodontiformes; Nothobranchiidae. Gene Ontology annotation, molecular function: phosphatidic acid transfer activity; phosphatidic acid binding; phosphatidylethanolamine transfer activity. Gene Ontology annotation, biological process: phospholipid transport; high-density lipoprotein particle remodeling; ceramide transport.
CUCCUCCUCCUGCUGCUGGUCAGUGAGUUUCAUCUUCAGGGUUUCAGAGGAAAAGUUCAUGAGCUGCUGAAAGAAAGAAAAACUUAUAAACAGACAUGUAAACAGGUAGACGUGGAAACGUCAUGUCCAGCCUGACAUCCUCUGGUUCAGGAUGACUUCCUGUCUCUUGGGGAUCUUCUUCCUGUCACUGGUGUCCAUCAUGGCUGCUGCUGAACCUGCUGGAUGUAAAAUCCGGAUCACAGACAAAGCACUGGACAUGUUGAAGUUGGAGACUCAGAAGUUUGUUGAAGAAGAGCUCAGUAACAUCAGUAUUCCGGAGAUGCAGGGCCAAAACGGAAGCUUCCAGUACACCCUCACAGAUGUGAAGAUAAGAGAGUUGAAUUUAACUCACGUUGACCUGAGGUUCAUCCCUGAUGUGGGUUUGUUGUUCGAUGUUCAGAACUCCUCCAUCUCCCUGAGUUUCUACCGGCGGAUCCUCUACUGGUUCUUCUAUGACACAGGAAACGUCAACGCCUCGGCUGAAGGCGUGAACAUCAACACGGCCGUAAACCUGAUCAGAGACAACGAAGGACGACUGAAGAUCAAUAACAUCACCUGUGAUGCCAGAAUCAAAAGAAUGAGGGCAGAGUUCAGCGGGACGCUGGGGAGAGUUUACGACUAUCUGUCCAGAUUACUAACAACAGGCAUGCGCUUGUUUCUCAACCGACAGAUCUGUCCAGCUUUGAAUCACGCUGCUCUGGUUCACGUCAACUCCAUGCUGGAAACCAUUCCUGUGAGGACUGAGAUGGAUUAUUACGUCGGGAUUGAUUACUCCCUGAUCGAUGAUCCCGUGGUGACCUCCAGGAGCCUCGACAUGCACUUCAGGGGAAUGUUCUUUGACCUUUCGCAUCCCAACCUAACUCUGGUAAACUACGCUGUGGAGCCGGUGAUCAGGGAGUACGAUCGGAUGGUGUAUCUGGCUCUGUCCGAGUUCUUCUUCGACAGCGGCUUGUUCUCCUAUUACAGUGCUGGAAUUUUCCAAAUGCACAUAGUCAACGAGAAGAUGCCCAAAGAUCUGGAAAUGUUGCUGAGGACCACCUACUUCGGAGCCAUCAUGAUGCUGAACCCAGCUCUGGUGGACGCUCCGCUGUCUCUGCAGCUCGCCGUCAACUCGCCUCCCAAAACAUCUAUUAAAACAUCUGGAGCCACAAUUGUCAUGACAGCCCUCGUCAAGGUGAUGGUGCUGCCUCCGGGUCAGGCGCCGGUCCAACUCAGCAGCAUGACGAUGGAAACUAAGUUUAACGCGAAAGUUUCCAUGAGAGGAAAACGUCUGGCUGUCCACGCUGAUCUACGUAGGUUUAAGAUCUUCUCCAACCUGUCAGCGCUGGAGUCUCUGGCACUGAUUCCUCUGCAGCCUCCUCUGAAGACGAUGCUGCAGAUGUCUGUGGUUCCUCUGAUCAACAAUUGGACCAAGAGAGGAGUCCGGCUUCCUCUGGCUGAUGGGAUGGACAUCAUAGAGGAAGUGGUGGAGUACCACAAUGGUUUCAUCGUGAUCGGAGCCAAUCUGCAGUUCAGCAAAGGGCUGCGAGACAUGAUCGGGGGGAGUUCUGACUGAGACUCACGCCACAGAGAUCUAAGGGUCACCAUGCAGAAUGUACACAACAUUAUGACCACCCGCUGCGUCUUUUAUACUGGGUUAUGAUGGGGGAGGCUGGAGGGGGCAGGGACUGUAUGGCUCCGCCCAUCAUCAGAGUAAUUACAACCACAUGAAGUUCUGCUGUCACUCCUGCAUGCUGACAUGUUUAUUAACACAAUCCACUAAGACUAGGAUGAACCGUGGAAGGAAAACAUCUCAUCGUGUCAGUGGUCAUAAUGUUGUGGCUGAUGUGUUUGCAUAGAAAUAUGUAAACAUGAAAACAGCGUUAACACAAAUAUUAGUUAAAGUAUACACAACUAAAUUAAAACUGAACACGAUUAUCACACACGCGCACGCACGCACGCACGCACACACACACACACACACACACGCACACGCACACACACACACACACACACACACACACACACACACAACAGCAGGAUACACGUGCACUAAUGCUCGUGGACCUAACACACUUGUGUCUGUAACAACAGCAACAUGCUGCACCAUGAGAAGGUCAGAGGUCAGGGGGCAUUUUCAGUCGUAAUUAUGAGACACAGUCAUGAUUGUGUUUUUUAACGUUUCAGAUUUGUUUGCUGCUGCUGAAAUAAACAAUGUUUUAGACAAACGUUAAC